UAAAUAAAUGAAGUUUUGGAGCGAUUAAAAUGAUCGAAGACACUGAAAUAUAAUUGACAAACCAUUUUCACAUGCGAUCAAGGAUCGGCGAUCAAAUUUACAUAAGGCAGAUUUUGAAAUCGUUGAAAAUGCUUUGAAACUUUAUUCGAUAUAUGUUUGUUUGUUUACAAAUCAUAUCUGAAUUGCUAAAGUGAAAGUAAAGCAAACUAACAAAAUGACAUCCCAUAGGACGUCUACCACUCAAGGCAGGAAGAAAGUACAGGUGUCGUUUGUAAUCCGAGAUGAGGUUGAACGCCACCACAGAUCGGGUGUGAACGCUCUACAGUUUGAUUCUCUACUGAACAGACUAUAUUCAGCUGGUCGAGAUUCUAUUAUUAGAAUAUGGAACACCAGGACCAGUAAGGACCCGUACAUUCUAUCUAUGGAGCAUCAUACAGAUUGGGUCAAUGAUAUUGUUUUAUGUUGUAAUGGAAAAACAUUAAUAUCAGCGUCUAGCGAUACCACAGUCAAAGUUUGGAACGCUCAUAAAGGUUUCUGUAUGUCAACUCUUAGAACACACAAGGAUUAUGUAAAAGCCCUGGCCUACGCCAGAGAUAGAGAACAAGUAGCGUCAGCCGGGUUAGAUAGAGCUAUAUUUCUCUGGGAUGUCAACACUCUUACAGCAUUGACGGCUUCCAACAACACUGUUACUACAUCGAGUUUGGCAGGGAAUAAAGAUUCCAUCUAUUCACUAGCUAUGAAUCCUCCAGGAACCGUGGUGGUAUCAGGAUCUACAGAGAAAGUUCUGAGAGUUUGGGACCCCAGGACUUGUCAGAAACUGAUGAAGUUGAAGGGACAUACUGAUAAUGUUAAAGCUCUGGUAUUAAAUAGAGAUGGAACUCAGUGUUUAUCAGGAAGUUCAGACGGGACCAUUCGACUGUGGCAUCUCGGACAACAGAGGUGUGUUGCCACGUACAGAGUCCAUGAUGAGGGAGUGUGGGCUCUGCAAGCCAACGAUUCAUUCACUACAGUCUAUUCUGGAGGCAGAGAUAGGCAGAUUUGGGCUACAGACAUACGAAAUCCAGACAACAGGACAUUGAUCUGUGAAGAAAAGGCCCCUGUUUUGAAGUUGGAGCUAUCUCACACGGAGAAUCCAAGUUUGUGGGUAGCAACCACAGAUUCAAGUAUUAGAAACUGGCCGAUCAAGGCAGCCACGUCACGACAUUCUGGUGAUUACGAUAACGAACAUUACGCUCCAGCUUUUACACAACCGGAUUUUACCAUUAAAGGUGGCCCCAGCAUACGCCAGUAUUUAGUUCUCAACGAUAAACGUCAUAUUCUCACACGCGACACUGACGACUGUGUUGCAUUAUGGGAUGUCUUAACCGCUCGUAAAGUAGAAGACCAAGGUAGAGUGGAUUUUGAAGAUGAAAUUAAAAAACAGUUCAAAAUGGUGUUUGUACCUAAUUGGUUUUCUGUCGAUCUGAAAACAGGGUUGUUGACCAUCCAUUUAGAAGAGUCUGAUUGUUUUGCUGCCUGGAUGUCCAUGAAGGAACUGGGAAUACCUGGAGCACAUGAUGCCCCUGAAACUAAAAUAAAUAUUGGUUCAGCUCUGCUUCAAGCUUUAUUAGAACAUUGGCCUAAAGCAAAUCUGGAAGAAUUACAAGGUAACUUUACCAUAUUUAUUCCUUUUACAUGUGGAGACAGAGCUGGGGUAGCCUCCCCUUAUUUCAGCGUUCCCGGUCAUACUCCUGUUAUAUUUAGUGAAGUUGGAGGAAGAACAUUAUUUAGAUUGUUAUGUCGAGAUGCUGGUGGUGAAACAGAACAGAUGUUACUUAACGAAACUGUACCGUCAUGGGUUGUUGAAGUUGUUGUUAACAAAAAUAUGCCCAAAUUCAACAAGAUACCAUUUUUCUUACAACCUCAUCCCAGUACUGGUAUAAAACCUGUUAAAAAAGACCGAUUGUCUGCCAGUGACAUGAUACAAGUUCGAAAGGUUAUCGAGCAUGUGUAUGAGAAGGUGUUAGGUCAAGGGUCAGAUGCAGGGUCACAGACGGCCAAUAGUAAUGGACAAGAUAAGGAAGAUGAUUUGACCACCGUUGCUGAAGAACGCGUUGAAUUAAUGUGCAAUGAUCAGAUUUUGGACCCGAACAUGGAUUUACGAACGGUGAAACAUUUCAUCUGGAAACAAUCAGGGGACCUAACUCUUCACUAUAGACCACUCGUAAAAAAAGACUAUCACAGUUUCUGUAAAUAUUCGUCUUUGAACAGUGGCGAAAGUUGAACUUGUCGCAAAGCUUGAAUCUUUAAACCAAGUGGAACUACAUGUUGAGUUGACGGACUUGUUAAACAAGUUGAGAAAAACCUGUGUGUAUAUUAGACUUUAUAUAGCAAAAUAGUCGAGCCAAGUUAAUUCCAUACAUACUGGGACAAUUUGAACAUUAACACGACCAGUCUAUUUUAUAUUGCGGUAGAAUAAGUAGUAAUUUAACUACUGAAGUUACAUUUAUGUUCUGUUCAUUACUAUUUACACUACCUUAAGAUAAAGUGAACUGAUCGUGUCUAAUUUGAUCUGACCAAGACGUGUAGAAGUAUUUCUUAGGAAUUACUUAGGACCAUAAAGGAUUUUCCUGUGUUUGGAAGACAUUUUGAAUGAUAAUUCAUUCUGUAGUAUACCAACUGUUAUUUAAUCUUGAAAAUAUUUUUAAUGUUGUCUAUUUUUUGUCGUGUUACAUUUGGAUGGGAGAAAAUUUUGUGAGUCUGGAAGUACAACACAGCUUUCUAUUUCUUAGUUUUGUUAUGUAAAAUAUCAAAAGACUUUGAAAAGUUGUUUGUUUUUUUUUUCUGUUAUAUAUUUAAUGGUAAAUGUAAUGUGAUGUAGCAUAAACUAUGUGGGCUAAGGAAUUUGAAGUGUAGGGGGUGAAAGAGGACCAUUACUCCCUCUCUACGCCAUGCUGAGUAGUUGGCACUCUGCCUUUGUUAGAGGCACUCCGCACAAAAAUGUUGAAAUUCAGUUGAAUGAUUUGCUGAGGGAAGACAAGUGUACGUCUGAGAGGACAAUAACUUGCUCCUCUGCCAUGCAUAGUUGUCGAGGCACGCCCUGCUUUCAAUAGACCCACUCCCCACAGGAACAGUACAGUAACAUAAACCAUGUGGACUAAGAGACAGAUAUCUACUGGCUAGCCAUAUUUAUAAAUAUUUAGUAUGUCUUAGUUAGUUUGUAUAUGAAUAAUGAUUAAGAUUCUCUAUAAUAUUUGUUUGUAUUAUAAUAAUUAAUAUUAAAAUCUCACUAUCCUU
Messenger RNA from Lottia gigantea (owl limpet), 3276 nucleotides. RefSeq lists its product as hypothetical. Gene Ontology annotation, biological process: double-strand break repair via homologous recombination; protein deubiquitination. Bases 215 to 2263 code for a protein of 682 amino acids. Lineage: Eukaryota; Metazoa; Mollusca; Gastropoda; Lottiidae. The record is from RefSeq and is a predicted model, not a curated record. The transcript has 18 exons. Gene Ontology annotation, molecular function: ubiquitin binding.